This is a messenger RNA of Pecten maximus, 3006 nucleotides long. RefSeq names its product protein mono-ADP-ribosyltransferase PARP3-like. NCBI's taxonomy places the organism in Eukaryota, Metazoa, Mollusca, Bivalvia, Pectinida, Pectinidae. Gene Ontology annotation, molecular function: NAD+ poly-ADP-ribosyltransferase activity. The coding region runs from base 333 to 1916 and encodes 527 amino acids. The transcript is spliced from 12 exons. The record is from RefSeq and is a predicted model, not a curated record. Gene Ontology annotation, cellular component: site of double-strand break.
UUUAUGGGGCAUUGCCUCGGCUUUAAUGCUUUCAUUUAUCAUCUAAGUCAUUCAAGCGUUUUACACAAAAGGGUAGAAAUUUACGUAAUCAAGCGUGCGAGUGAAUGCACGAGAGUCUUUUUGUAACAGUUCGCUUGACAGCCUAGAUCUAUAUGACACUGGUUAUACGUGAAUCGUUAACGUUUUGCAACAAGCCCCAACUUGCCGUCGUCUGUUCCACUGAUUGUCUGAAUUAUGUGGGUGUCAGCAUUAUUACAGCGUAUAUGGUUCAUACUACGCGUAAGGCCUGUGAUCUACAACUUCGUUGAGUUGUCAAGCUCGGAGUGACAAGGAUGCCACCUAAGAGAAAAGCGGCUGGGGGGGCUAAAGCCGGUGGUAAGAAGGCCAAGACUGCCAACGCUGCUGUGGCUGGACCGUCCACUGUUCAGGAUGCUAUCGCUAGCCUGAAGUCUGCCGACGCUGGGAAAUCCAAGAAGUUUAAACCUGACAGCUACUUUCCCAUCCCCGGGUGUAGUGUGUAUAGUGACUACGACUGUAUGCUCAACCAGACCAAUAUCGGACACAACAACAACAAGUUCUAUGUGAUCCAGGUUUUGCAGCACGGAUCAAACUAUUAUGCCUGGAACAGAUGGGGCAGAGUGGGAGAGCCAGGUUCUAACGCCAUAAAGGGACCAUUCACUGACGUGACCAAAGCUACGUCAGACUUUGGGAAGAAGUUUUCAGCCAAAACAAAGAACAAAUGGGCCAACAGAGAGAAUUUUAAGGCAGCCCCAGGAAAAUAUACUCUUAUAGAGAUGGCCGGAGAGGAAGAGGAUGAAGUGGAUACAGCAGUCACUGCAUUGGCACCUGUGGUCAAGGGUCCUACUGCUUCCUGCACACUGGACAAUGCUACCCAGAUACUGAUGAAACUCAUUUUUGACCUCGACAUGUUUAAACAAGCCAUGGAGAAAUUUGACAUUGACGUCAAGAAGAUGCCCCUUGGGAAAAUAAGUAAGAGCCAGAUAGCAAAGGGAUUUGAGUGUCUGGAUGAAAUUGAAACAGCCGUCAAGGGGAAUAAGCCAAUGAAUACUUUGGCUAAUCUCUCCUCCCAGUUUUAUACUGUUAUUCCUCACAACUUCGGCCGCAAGAUUCCACCAACGAUCGGUGACCUUGAGACCAUUCGUCAAAAGAUGGAUAUGCUCCUGGUGUUGGGAGAUAUUGAACUGGCGCAAAGUCUGCAGAAGAACACACGAUCAGGCAAGAGUAAUGCUGGAAAAGAACCACAUCCGUUUGAUGUCAAUUAUAGCCUACUCAGAUGUAAGCUGGAUCUUCUAGAUUCCAAGUCCCAAGAAUACAAGAUCCUGGAGACGUAUACCAACAGUACAUCUUCAACCUGGAGACGAACAAAGAUUAAAUACAUCUGGCGCAUGGACCGUGACGGAGAGGGUGACCGGUUCAAGGCCCAUGAUAAACUAACUAAUCGUAAACUUCUGUGGCAUGGAACCAACGUCGCUGUGGUGGCAGCUAUAUGUAAAGGUGGCCUUCGUAUUAUGCCGCAUAGUGGUGGCCUGGUAGGAAGAGGCAUCUACUUUGCUUCAGAGAAUGGCAAGUCCGCUGGUUAUGUGCGGCCAGCAGGUAAAAUAGGUAUUAUGUUUCUGGAUGAAGUUGCCCUUGGCAAAGAACAUCACAUCACGAGAAGCAACUCGUCUCUAAAAUCAGCACCACCAGGAUAUGACAGUAUCAUAGCCAAGGGUCGCUCAGAGCCAAAUCCUAAGAAAGAUACAACACUGACUCUGGAUGGAAAGAAAGUGGUUGUGCCCCAGGGCGCUCCCGUCCCCCAGUCGAAGUGGAAUGCAUCUAACUUCUCUCAGAGCGAGUACCUUGUCUAUAAGGAGAGCCAGAACCGGUUACGUUACCUGUUGAUGGUAGAAAUGUAGACUUCAGCAUUGAUGUGACCGUCAUUGUGAUUCAGAAAUACAUUGAGACUCCAACCAUGAACUUGAUUGUUUAACUCAAUUAUGGUGGAUUCUGGAGUUUGGGGUGGUUGUUUAUUGGGGUUUUUUUUGUGGGUUUCUUUUGUGGGUUUUUUUGUGACUUGACUGUGAAUAUUACCAUAAGAGUGAAUUUAUUCAAGCUCAUGACACUGUCUUGAGGUAGCAAGUCUGUGGCACAAAAACGAUUUACUAUGUGCUACACAUGUAACAUCCUCUGUUAAGUACACUUUACAUACAUAUUUCAUUGUGUCAAAGCUACCUGGACCCAGUUGUUCAAAAGGUGAUUAGCUUAAUCACUUGAUCAGUGAAAAUUUCAUUUCUCAUUUGUUGUAAAACCUGUGAGUAUAUCAUCUUUUAAUUGUGCCAGUUGGAAGAGAAUUAAGAAUUACAGAAUUUCAUUAAGUUUUGUCAAGUUAGCUCUACCAGAAAUUAUUACAUCAGCAUUUGAAAAAUGUUGUUAAAAUGUGAUUAGCCUAAUCACCUUUUGAACAACUGGGCCCAGGUAAUUAACAGUGGUAUCUUUUGGUCACAGGCUCAAGGUCAUAUUUUUUACAAGAUCUAAUUUUGUAUUUGAAAACAAAUAUUCAUGAUGUUAUUUUUGUACUCCGGCUUCACAGGGUUGAAUUCACAUUCAUGACCAUCAUCUGUGUGAGUGAAAUUCAUGUACACUUCUAUCCUCAUGUAAAACCAUGAACCAUAUUUAUGUUCCCACACAUUAAAAAAAAAAUCAUAGCUUUUUAACCUAAAGUCAUGUUUUCAAGGUCAUAUUUGUAAGAUCACCAUAUCAUUUUCCCUUGGUUGUCAUAUUUACAAAGUCACCUUCAUGGGGUCACAUCUGACAACAUCAUUGUACAAUGAGGUCAAGGUCAUCUUUGUAAGGUCGAUUCUCAUUAGUGAUUUAUUGUAGAGAACUAUUAACAAUAGAAAAAUGGUUGUUGUGUCUUGUUACUGUGUUAACAUAGUGAAAAAUAUGUUUUUGAAAGAGAUUCCAUUUUAGCAGCAAAUUUAGCUAUUUAACAAGUUCAUUUAGGUU